Molecule: messenger RNA, 240 nt
Organism: Monoraphidium neglectum
Lineage: Eukaryota; Viridiplantae; Chlorophyta; Chlorophyceae; Sphaeropleales; Selenastraceae
Exons: 2
Coding region: 1-240 (79 amino acids)
Source: RefSeq, a predicted model, not a curated record
AUGGCUGCCUCUAUGAUGCGUGCCCAGACGAUGCCUUCGUGCAGCGGGCGCCAGGCCGCGGCCAAGCCGGCCGUGCCCGCCUCUAUGCGCUUUGCCAAGUCUGCCAUGCGGGCACAGACGAGCCGCAGCGCCUCGCGCAGCGUCAAGGUGUUCGCCGCGGCUGCCGUCGCCGAGAACAAGGCUGCAGCCAAGGCGAUUGAGGGUGCGUGUGGAGGCUCGCAUCAGCAAGCCACGGCAUGA